Messenger RNA from Pecten maximus, 2265 nucleotides. Its product is annotated as thrombospondin-2-like. The coding region runs from base 227 to 640 and encodes 137 amino acids. The transcript has 3 exons. Lineage: Eukaryota; Metazoa; Mollusca; Bivalvia; Pectinida; Pectinidae. The record is from RefSeq and is a predicted model, not a curated record.
AUUCUUCAUUUCUGUCAAUAACAUGUGGUAUCGCUAUCACUCGCCGACCGAAUAUGACAACUUGAGAGUAGAAUGAUUUAAUCACACCAUGUAAUCGAUUCAGAAUACCAUAUAAAAACUUGUGAUUAAGUUUUAUAUUAACCAGUAUAGUAAUUGUAAAUACGUUUUCAAUAAGGUGUGCAGUUUCUAUACAAGUAGAACACGUAACGGACCCGAUCAAGGGACCAUGGAUAUACGACUGGCUGUAGUGGCGCUACUAAUAAUAUACAUAAGCGUUGAGAUCCACGGCAAUGAUGAACGACAAGGUCGUAAACCUCGUAAAGGAAGGGUAUGGAGCAGGUGGCAUAAAUGUACUGUGUCUUGCGGAAAAGGCUGGCAAUCUCGUAUAUGUCUGAACAGCGGAGCGACAUGUAAUGGCCAUAUAACGGAGAGGAGGAUGUGUAACGUUCAGCCAUGUCCGGUACCAGAAGUUGGCAAGUGGUCCGAAUGGCAGCCUUACUCGCCGUGUGAAAGGGUAGCGACGAUAGAUGACGAAUGCAUGGGAUUUAAGCGGCGUGUACGGAAAUGUAUUGGUCUGCAAUCUGGUGGUAAAUACUGUACCGGAUGUGACUCAGAGAUAAAACCUUGCCCGCUAUGCUAGUGUUCAAACCAUAAUGCACAAGAUGAACAAUAAUGGCAGAUUAUAUUUAGCUAAUGAACCAAAUCAAACUACUAAAUCGGAAUCCGAGAAAUCAUAGUCCGAGAUGAAACUAGUCACAACACUUCAAAUACGGAAAAUGUUCUCAUCCGAUAAAAUAAUGAAUAUGAUAAUAAACGUAAUCAAAUUACUCAACCUUUAAAUACAGAAUGCAAAUACAGUCUUGUAUUAUAGCACUAAACGGCUUUCUUUUUGAAGUUAUUGUCCUAUGCGGGUGCUCUAUAGUAAUCAAGAUGUCCGUCCGUCUGUCUAUCUAUUGUUUUUCUUUUGCCCAAUAAUAAUGGGAAUAAAUGGAGUAUGUUUUAGAUGUUUUUAUAAUGAUCCCUUGCAUCCAAGGUUUGUGUGGACAAUUUUUCCGGGGUGAUCUGAUUCAGAAUGGCUGCUAGUCCGAUCUUGGAUUUUAACAUUCCAAAUUUCAAAUUUUGUUAUGCUUAACUGAUAAAUGUUUUGGUAUGACAUUAUGAAGUAAAAUUGGUCACAAUGCAACAAGUGAAGUGAUUGAAGUGCAAGGUCAUCGGAUCAAAGGUUAAAGUCAUCUUAGGCAGCGUCAUAUAACAUUGGUGGUACGACACUCCAUGCUGUGUUCCAUCUACCUCGUGGUAGAUAUUACUCACUUAGAUUAAAUCCUUCUUUACUCGCAACAUUUAGAACUACGAUGUCACAGCUGAAGAUACUGAUCAUAGAUUACAUUUCCAUGGUAAGGAGGACCAUGUUUACUCAUUUUCACAAACGUUUAUAAGACGCUAAAGGAACAGAUGGAACUGGAACGCUCUUUGGAGGUGUAAGUAUUCUGGCGGUAGAUUUUCACCAGCUUCCACCUGUUCAACAGCACAAUCUGUUUGACAGUGAGGUCGCAGAUUCACAAAAAUUAGCCUCUCUCAGCAGUUAAGUCUUUGCAAAAAAUGCAAGAAUAAUGUUGAUUAAGAAUCUUGAUGUAGCUGAUGUAACUAGUCAAUGGUGCCACUGGAAUCAUUCUGGGUAUUCUUCAUAGUGAACAAUCAUCACCAAAGCCAAAUGCGCUCAUUGUAAAGUUUGACAACAGAAUAUUGGGAGACCAGCUCGUCAGUCGUCAUAGAUCUCAUUACAUUCUUACAAAGACGGUUUUCCCAUUCUCCCAGUAGAAGUAAAGCAAAACGCUGGAAGGUCUGUUACAUUCAGAAGUCGCUUGCAUACAAUUUCCAGUCGUUCUUUGCGGGGCUUGCACAAUUCAUAAAGUACCAGGGCAGACUCUUGAUAAGUUUGUCAUUUCAUUAGAAAGCCUUAAGAACAAAUGGCAGGCUUACGUUGCCUUUGGUCGCAUACCAUCGUUAUCAGGGCUUUUCCUCUUGGACUUUAAUGCAGAUGCGAUAAAGAAAGAUAACGCAGUUUCUGAAGAAAUGACACGUCUAAGAAAUGAAAAGAUAGCAGUCUUUGCCUCAGAUAAAGCAAAGGGGCACGCAACAACUGUUAUACUGAUUUUGUUAUAAUACACUCGCUGGAUGUGUAUUACCCAAUACAAGGUAAGACAAACGCCAAACCAGUCACUUUUUUCAAUCAAUGGUUUCUCGAAUAAAUUCUCCACAGAUUUU